AUGGAGGUGGCUGUGGAGAAGGCGGCGACGGCGGCCGCGGCCGCUUCGGCGGCGGCCGCCGGGGGGCCCUCGGCGGCGCCGAGCGGGGAGAACGAGGCCGAGAGUCGCCAGGGCCCUGACUCGGAGCGCGGAGGCGAGGCGGCCCGGCUCAACCUGUUGGACACUUGCGCCGUGUGCCACCAGAACAUCCAGAGCCGGGCGCCCAAGCUGCUGCCUUGCCUGCACUCCUUCUGCCAGCGCUGCCUGCCCGCGCCCCAGCGCUACCUCAUGCUGCCCGCGCCCAUGCUGGGCUCCGCCGAAACCCCGCCGCCCGUCCCCGCCCCCGGCUCGCCGGUCAGCGGCUCCUCGCCGUUCGCUACCCAAGUUGGAGUCAUUCGAUGUCCCGUUUGCAGCCAAGAGUGUGCAGAGAGACACAUCAUAGAUAACUUUUUUGUGAAGGACACUACUGAGGUUCCCAGCAGUACAGUAGAAAAGUCUAAUCAGGUAUGUACAAGCUGUGAGGACAAUGCAGAAGCUAAUGGGUUUUGUGUAGAAUGUGUUGAAUGGCUCUGCAAGACAUGCAUCAGAGCUCAUCAAAGGGUGAAAUUCACAAAAGACCACACUGUGAGACAAAAAGAGGAAGUAUCUCCAGAGGCAGUUGGUGUGACCAGUCAACGACCAGUAUUUUGUCCUUUUCAUAAGAAGGAGCAGCUGAAGCUUUACUGUGAAACAUGUGACAAACUGACGUGUCGGGAUUGCCAGUUACUAGAACAUAAAGAACAUAGAUACCAAUUUAUAGAAGAAGCUUUUCAGAAUCAGAAAGUGAUCAUAGAUACACUAAUCACCAAACUGAUGGAAAAAACAAAAUAUAUAAAAUUCACAGGAAAUCAGAUCCAAAACAGGAUAAUUGAAGUAAAUCAGAAUCAGAAGCAGGUGGAACAGGAUAUUAAAGUUGCCAUAUUUACAUUGAUGGUAGAAAUAAAUAAAAAAGGUAAAGCUUUACUGCAUCAGCUCGAGAGUCUUGCAAAAGAUCAUCGAAUGAAACUUAUGCAGCAGCAGCAGGAAGUGGCUGGACUUUCUAAACAAUUGGAACAUGUCAUGCAUUUUUCUAAAUGGGCCGUUUCCAGUGGCAGCAGCACAGCAUUACUUUAUAGCAAGCGACUGAUUACAUACCGGUUACGGCACCUCCUUCGAGCAAGGUGUGAUGCUUCCCCAGUGACCAACAAUACCAUCCAGUUUCACUGUGAUCCUAGUUUCUGGGCUCAAAAUAUAAUCAAUUUAGGUUCUUUAGUAAUUGAAGAUAAAGAGAGUCAACCACAAAUGCCUAAGCAGAAUCCUGUCGUGGAACAGAAUUCACAGCCACCAGGUGGUUUAUCUUCAAACCAGUUAUCCAAGUUUCCAACCCAGAUCAGCCUAGCUCAGUUACGACUCCAGCAUAUGCAGCAACAGGUAAUGGCUCAGAGGCAACAGGUGCAACGGAGGCCAGCACCUGUGGGUUUACCAAACCCUAGAAUGCAGGGGCCCAUCCAGCAACCUUCCAUCUCUCACCAGCAACCUCCUCCACGUUUGAUAAAUUUUCAGAAUCAUAGCCCCAAGCCCAAUGGACCAGUUCUCCCUCCUCAUCAUCAACAGCUAAGAUACCCAUCAAACCAGAAUACGCCACGACAAGCAAUGAAGCCCAACCCCUUGCAGAUGGCUUUCUUGGCUCAACAAGCCAUAAAACAGUGGCAGAUCAGCAGUGGGCAUGCAGCCCCCUCGACUGCCAACAGCACGUCCUCCACUCCCUCCAGCCCCACCAUUACUAGUGCAGCAGGGUAUGAUGCAAAGGCUUUCGGCUCACCUGUGAUUGAUUUGAGCUCACCGGUGGGAGGUCCCUACAAUCUUCCUUCUCUUCCAGAUAUUGACUGUUCAAGUACUAUUAUGCUGGACAACAUUGUGAGGAAAGAUACUAGUACCGAUCAUGGCCAGCCACGACCACCCUCAAACAGAACUGUCCAGUCACCGAAUUCAUCAGUGCCAUCUCCAGGCCUUGCAGGACCUGUUACUAUGACAAGUGUACAUCCGCCAAUACGUUCACCUAGUGCCUCCAGCGUUGGGAGCCGAGGAAGCUCUGGCUCUUCCAGCAAACCAGCAGGAGCUGAUUCUACACACAAAGUCCCAGUGGUCAUGUUGGAGCCAAUUCGAAUAAAACAAGAAAACAGUGGACCACCUGAAAAUUACGAUUUUCCUGUUGUAAUAGUGAAACAAGAAUCAGAUGAAGAAUCCAGGGCUCAAAAUACCAACUAUCCAAGAAGCAUACUCACCUCCCUGCUCCUAAAUAGCAGUCAGAGCUCUGCAUCUGAGGAGUCUGUGUUGAGAUCUGAUGCCCCUGACAGCACAGGAGAUCAACCUGGACUUCACCAGGAAAACUCUUCAAAUGGAAAGUCUGAGUGGCUAGAUGCCUCCCAGAAAUCACCUCUUCAUGUUGGGGAGACGAGGAAAGAGGAUGACCCCAAUGAGGACUGGUGUGCAGUUUGUCAGAAUGGAGGGGAACUCCUGUGCUGUGAAAAGUGUCCCAAAGUAUUCCAUCUCUCUUGUCACGUGCCCACUCUGGCAAAUUUUCCAAGUGGAGAAUGGAUCUGCACUUUCUGCCGAGACUUAUCUAAACCUGAAGUUGAAUAUGAUUGUGAUGCUCCCAUUCACAACUCAGAAAAAAGGAAAACUGAAGGCCUUGUCAAACUAACACCAAUAGAUAAAAGGAAGUGUGAACGCCUACUUUUAUUUCUUUACUGCCAUGAAAUGAGCCUGGCUUUUCAAGACCCAGUUCCUCUGACCGUGCCUGAUUAUUACAAAAUAAUUAAAAAUCCAAUGGACUUGUCAACCAUCAAGAAAAGACUACAAGAAGAUUAUUGCAUGUAUACAAAGCCUGAAGAUUUUGUAGCUGAUUUUAGAUUGAUCUUUCAGAACUGUGCUGAAUUCAAUGAGCCUGAUUCAGAAGUAGCCAAUGCUGGUAUAAAACUUGAAAGCUAUUUUGAAGAACUUCUGAAGAAUCUUUAUCCAGAAAAAAGGUUUCCUAAACUAGAAUUCAGGAAUGACUCAGAAGAUAAUAAAUUUAGUGAUGACUCAGAUGAUGACUUUGUACAGCCCCGGAAGAAACGCCUCAAGAGCAUAGAGGAACGCCAGUUGCUUAAAUAAGCACACCGGCCUGUGCUGGUUUUUAGAUUUUUGUUUGUUUUCAGAAUACAUUUUGCCACUAAUUUAACAUCAUUACCAAGAAGAGUUUGUGACCAUCUUAAGUUUUCAAUGUUUACUAGACUCUGAUUUCCUUAAUAACCCAUUUCUUUUAACCUUCUUAUUAAGAAAGAAAGGAAAAGAGGGAGGAAGGAAGGAGAAAGGAAGAAAGAAGCAUCAACAACAAAAUAAAAAGACACUCUUCCCACUUCCUGGAUUUCAAACUGCAGUCCCGAGUGACAGCUACUAUAGAAAGGACUUUGUAUGAACUCUAAGUUGAAAAUUUAAUGUGGUCUGGAUGUGUGCAUUAAUCCAUUUUUAGAAAAUACCACUACUCAAUUAUGGACCAACAUGAGUUAGGUGUACUGCAUGUAAGUACAGUACUCCAUGAAUGUCAGUGGUAAUAAGAGUUCUAUCCUAGAAUGCCCACUGGUGCACCAAGAAAGUAGACUAGAUGCUGUUUAAGAAGGUGCCUAAUAAGCAUAUCAUGUAAGAUGGCAACUGUAUUAAAGAAAAAGGAAAACAAAUGUUUGAUUUUUUUUUUUUAUCUGUAGAGGUGUUUGAUAUAGCAGGUUUUCAAGGCCAUGUUUCAUAUGUUUCUAAAACCUCUCCUUCUUCCACCAGGGAAGGAAGUAAGUGUACUUGUUUGGUUUUGCUGUGUGUCUAUGUGUGGACUGGUGUUUGCAUUUUAACUGUGCAGAUGACCUUUUUAUAACAAGGCUCAUUGUCUGCAGUAUGGCUUUUAGUGGAGCCAUCCAGAAUAUGAAAUACAGCAGUGUGUGCCAUAUU
Budorcas taxicolor (takin) is the source of this 3978-nucleotide messenger RNA. RefSeq names its product tripartite motif containing 24 (gene TRIM24). The transcript has 19 exons. The record is from RefSeq and is a predicted model, not a curated record. Bases 1 to 3153 code for a protein of 1050 amino acids. Lineage: Eukaryota; Metazoa; Chordata; Mammalia; Artiodactyla; Bovidae. Gene Ontology annotation, molecular function: zinc ion binding; protein binding.